This is a messenger RNA of Gallus gallus (chicken), 4897 nucleotides long. It is a transcript of the gene DCDC2, whose product is annotated as doublecortin domain containing 2. Gene Ontology annotation, biological process: intracellular signal transduction; dendrite morphogenesis; regulation of cilium assembly. The transcript is spliced from 12 exons. Gene Ontology annotation, cellular component: microtubule organizing center; microtubule; kinocilium. The record is from RefSeq and is a predicted model, not a curated record. Bases 101 to 1513 code for a protein of 470 amino acids. Lineage: Eukaryota; Metazoa; Chordata; Aves; Galliformes; Phasianidae.
AGAGCGGAGCUGAGCGGUGCUCGGGGCAGUGAUCUUCCCCCAGAUAGACAGGUGCAGGCAGCGCCCUGGGCGGCUGUGUCUACGCAGGAGAACGGCGGGCAUGACUAACCCCGGCACGAAGGGGUCGUUCCUCUCACAGCCGAUGGUGAAGAGCGUGCUGGUGUAUCGCAACGGGGAUCCUUUCUUCCCGGGGCGCCGCAUUGUCAUCAACGAGAAGAAAGUGUCCAACUUUGAGGUCUUCCUGAAAGAGGUGACCGGCGGGGUGAAGGCACCCUUCGGAGCUGUGCGUAACAUCUAUACGCCCCGGGCUGGGCACCGUGUCCGGCAGCUGGAGGAGCUGCAGAGUGGAGAGCAGUAUGUGGCUGGUGGCAGGGAAGCCUUCAAGAAACUGAACUAUUUGGACAUCGGAGAAACAAAGAAAAAGCCUGCUGAAGCCAACAAUGAGCAGUCAACAGUGGAAGAUGUCAAGCCAGUUACUCAUAGCAGAAUCACUGCAUCAGCACGGUUUCGAAAACCACUCCAGGAGCCCUACACAAUUUUCCUGAUUGCCAAUGGAGACCUUAUUAGCCCUGUAGUGCGACUCCUUAUUCCCAGGAAAACUCUGAAUCACUGGGACCACAUUCUUGAAAUGGUUACAGCAAAGGUUUCCCUCAGAAGUGGAGCUGUUCACAGACUUUACACUUUAGAUGGAAAACAUGUUCAGAAUGGGUCAGACUUGGAGAAAGGGCAAUUUUAUGUUGCAGUGGGUAGAGAAAAGUUUAAGAAGUUACCAUAUGGUGAGCUGCUGUUUAGCAAAUCUACAAUAAGGCCACAGGGUUCUAAAGCAUCUGUACUACCUCCAAUUGCAGGAUCUCGAAAAUCUAAGGGCAGUGGAAACGAUCGGCAGUCUAAAUCUACCGUUGCAUCCAGUGACCCUGGGGAAAAGAGUUCCUCACCUCAGCCUCCAAAAGAGAAGGUCAAAAAAUGCCAUAAUCCAGAGGAUUCUACAUCCAGAGGAUACAGUUCUAACAAAUCUGCAAAAGUAAAACAAACAGCUUCCACGGGAUUCCUGCAAGAUAAUGGUGAAGGGAUUUACAGAGCUAGCGAAAAGCGUCCUGAAAUGUGGGGGGCAGCUGAAGUUCAAGAAGAUGAAGACACUCGUGUAGAAGUUCCACUGGACCAGAGGCCAGCAGAAACUGUAGAUGAAGAAGAAAAUGCAGAAGAGGAAAAUGACAGAGAAGAGGAGGAAGCAUAUAAACAGAAGGAAGAAUAUCCAGAAGUGAAUGGAGAGGAAAGUGGGGAAACUGUUACAAAAAGUAACAGAGAAGGAGAAAAUAAGAAUAAAUUAAAUGGGAAUUAUGAGCACGAAACAGAGAAUGUUGACCAGGCAGAGGAAGAGGAUCUCAUCCAUUUAAAUGGCAAGAUAAAUGAAGAAAAUGGUGAGGGGAUGGAGCAGAUGAACAGCCAAGAGGAUCUUCAGCAUGAAGAGGAUGUAAAAGAGGAUUAUUCUGGCAGUCAGAACCAAAGAAGUUGAAGUCAUUUAUGGCACUGGAGAAAGUUGAUUCCCAUCAUGAAAAACCAUCCAGAAAUCCAAGGGUGACAAUCACUAGCCCACAGGAAAGUGAAAAAAAGGACCAGAGCAAUGACUAUGCUGUAGUUGCAUAGAUAAAAGGAAAUGUAAUCAGUGGGAAAUUAAAUAUUGUAAUACUUUCAAGCAUGCUAUUUUAUGUGAUUUAUAACUUAAAAUGGAAAGAUAGAUUGAGUACCCACAUACUGAGUCUUGAGAUGAUAAUAGCAUAUAGAAGAAUAGGACAUAAACAUUAAUAUCUACUAAAUUACAUUGAAUAAUUUUCACAAGAUGUGACUUUCUGUUGGAAUUUGAACGAAAAAAAAUGUAAUACUACCAUAUAGUAAUGUUAGAAACAUUAGAAAUAAACUAUUUUGUGAUAUCAGAUGAUUACCUGUAGCAGAGUCAACUAUACAAAUGACACUCGUCAAGAAAAAGGGUAAAUAAACAAGUUAAAUGUCAGAACUUCUUUUCAGGUUUGUUUAGAAAAGAGAAAUAAUCUGUUACUUUUAAGGAUACGAUAUAAGUAGUUUUUCCCAUUGAAAUUCCACACUAUAUACUCUAUUUCCAGGCAUAACUUUAAGAUAGAAAUAGAAUGCUUUGCUUAAGAACAGAAAAUAAGAUGUACUAUGAGUCCUAAUAUUACUGGAUAGUGGCUUUCAGUAUAUUAAUUGGAAUCAUUUUUAUUUUUGCAUUCUUAAAUAGCACCUUUUUAUCAUUGUGAAGAUAGGUUGACAGCCUACAAUGCUGCAACUUAUUCACACAUGCAACAGUAAGUUUUGUCAGUUGUCCUGCACCAGUUCACUAAGCAGUGAACUGUUAUUACAGCGAAAAAAGAAUAAAGCACAGGUAUGUAGCAGGCCAGACAUGGAGCAAAUCAAUUUGAUUGCACUUCAGUUCAAGUGAAAUCUAAUUUAUUAAUGAAAAAAAUGAAGAUGCUCAGAUUCAGACUGAAAUUAGCAUGAAAUCAUUAUUAUCAAUGGAGCCAUUUUAAUAUGAAAUACAUUAAUAUAAGAUUACUAGUUUACUGUAAAAUUCAGCAGCUGUUGUGUUUAUGAAUCCCUUACACAGCCUUGAUGCUUGAAAGCAUAUUAUCAUUUUUUUGAGUUAGCAGGUUCCUGAUAGGCUGUGGCUUAAUUUGCAUUAGAAAGUAAGCCAUUGAUCCACAGUAUUAGCUCUCAUAAUGACAUCAACACCAUUACUCUUACCAUUUCUCUGUUAGUAAUAGCAAUUAUUUGUAGAUCAUGAAAUACAGCCCCGAGCAUAAUUUCAUUAAUUAUACAAACGAUAUAGUGGGUUUCCUUAUCAUUAAUGCUGGUAAAUUAUGACAAUGAGAAAUUAAAUGUCAUUUUUGUUGAUUUCAUGCUAUUAAGAUCAAAAUUACAUUCAGGAACAAAUUGAACUUGAAGCACUGUUUGAACGAAGUGUAGAAAAAUUAUUGUGACUGAAACUCAUAGAAAUAUCUGUACUUUUCUACCAACUAUUAAAUACGCUUUUCCAAUGGGGAAGAAAUAUGUAGAGAUCCUUUAGCAUGUUCCUGAGCACCGGCAAUGUGAAUUUAAAAUAACUUUAAAAAACACAGGAACAAGGUUAGAAUGGUUUGCUCUGCUCUAACUCUGAAAUAUCCGUGAUUUACAUAUCCUUUAUUGAACUGUCUGACAAAGUAGAGGAACAUUGCCUAUGUAUUCUGCUCAAAAUAAGAUCCUAAUCUAGCCAAGCUUUUAGGCAAUGAUCAUUUUAUUUGAUGCAUUUUAAGAUGAUUCUUGAAGAUAAGCAGAACUACAACCAACCAACUAACAACAAAAUAAACCCAAAACAGUAUGAAUAAAACAACUACAAGUGCUUAUGAGGAAAGUGAUACAUUGUAAUCCUCUAGGUGCCUUUAUAGGUAAUUUUGCAGUGGAAUUAUAUAUGCAGUAGCAUUAAAAGCCAUCGAGCAAUACUUAACUAGCCAGACCAGAAAGCUCUGUGUCAGCAUACCUUCUUGCAGGGCCCACCAAGGAAAAUGGCUAGUACUCCAUCUUCACUCCUUUAGAAAUGAAUAGCUCAACAUCGUCUUCAGUGUGCUCAAGAAUCGAGACAAAUGACAGUGAUCUUGUAUUGACAUUACUAUGUAGAGUUGUUGACUUGAAGUUAAUGGUGUACCCAAAUACAGGACUCUACAUGUUGUCAUCUUAUUGCAGGUGAAGUCCUGAACAACCUCGGAGAUGAUCUUCGUCCUCAGAAAUUUGAAAUUAAAUUGACAACCAAACAUGUCUGAUAAAGAUAAUUAAUGUGGAGAUCAUUUUCCUCAAAAUGUUGUACUUAAAAACAUAAAAUUAGGAGCAGAGUUUUGUAUAGAGACUCUGUUUUCUAUUCGUAACUUCUGUCUGCUGAUUGUUUCUCUCGUUUCUUCCUUUUUCUGCCAAAGUUCAGUGUCCUCAGUGCUUAAAGACCUACAGAUAUCAGUAAGAGGUAUUUAGAAGCUUAAAGUAAAUUCUAGGGAACUGUAACGUGAUAAUUGUCUUUCAUGGCAACAUGAAAAUGCCUGUGAGAGUUACUCAGCCUUUAAAAUAUUUUCCUCUCUGCUGAUCAUCUUGUAAGAAAGAUUGAAUAUUUUGCUUCAGAAUGGACAAACUGGACUUUGGGGAGAGAUGCAGCCAUUUCAUCAUUCACUCUUACAGUACUGAAAACAUCAACUUUGUAUCUGAUUCUCUUGUACAUAGAAAAUUAAUUUAUGCAUAACAAUUCUGAUGUUAACAGAGAAAUCAAUCAAGAAGAAGCAUACGUAUGGUCUUCGCUAAAAAUUAUUUUUGCGUGUGCGAAUUUGCUGUGAUGACUUAAAUCAUUUUUACAUGAGAAAUGAUUUUUUCUUAAGCUUAUAUGGUGUUACUUAAAGCUUCUAUGCAACAUUUUUGGGGGGUUUUAAGACAUUUUCUUUCUUUUGGUGUUAUUUUUAAAAACAAUUUGCUAUUAAGAAAGAACCAGCACACAGACACUUGUGCUUUUGUCCCAAGUCAAGACCAGUUUGACAUUAAUUUUAGCUUUGUAUGACUGAUGUUAUUUACAAACCUUGCCAUUUUUCAGCUGUUAGGAUUCUUCCAUCACUAGAACUUCAGAAAGGUCAGAUUUUGUAGUUAUGGUAUUGUAACUGUGAAAGAAAGUAUGCUGAUAAUUCGUCUCCCAUUAUAGUCUACAAAUAAAAGAAUUAAUUCCUAAUUUCAGCAAAGCUCUAAAACAUGUACUUAAAUCCCAUAGAGAUGCAGUUUUCAUCAAAUUUUAUUUAAUGCUUCAGUGAUCUCACAUACCAGAGUCAAAAUAACAUUAAUUUCUGGAAAGAAAAGGGUGAAAAUAAAGAAAAUGCAUUCCUUU